Punica granatum (pomegranate) is the source of this 655-nucleotide messenger RNA. The record is from RefSeq and is a predicted model, not a curated record. Lineage: Eukaryota; Viridiplantae; Streptophyta; Magnoliopsida; Myrtales; Lythraceae.
UCCGCUCCUCCUCCUCCUUAUCGGUCGUCAUAUACUCACCUUCCUCUUGCCCGCCCCAUCAAAACCCUAACGGCGGCGGCCAUCUCUGCUGGAAGCGAAGAUGACGCAGAAAACGGCCCUCUUCAAAGGCCAAAAGAAGAAGAAAUCAAUCCCCCCCAGUCGCCAUGGCAAAGUACCUCAAACCCGCAAAGGGAAGAGAUUCGUCAAGCCGUCGAAGGUCACCAGGGACAUGGAGACGGAUCGAGAGGUAAGCAAGUUUAUAAACCAGUGCAACGAGAUUAAAGCGGCCACUGCUGCAAAUAAAGAAGGUGGCCAGUUGAGUGUUGUGAAAGUUCAAUCGGAGUCCACGGGUGGCGAGAAGAAGUAGCCUGUUGUUGAAGUUAUGCUGCUGGUGUGUAAAGAAUGUGCUGCAAUGCAAUAAGCACAGCAAUUUUGUUUUCUUGGUAGAUGCGGCUUCACCCUGCACCUACCUUAGAGUUCCGAGUUCCUUUUUUCGUCUCUUGUAGCCAUUAAUUAACUCAUGAAUAUAUAGAAGUAAUGUACGUCCAUAUCUUUCUGUUUUUUUUUUGGAUAAGUAAGGUCCAUAUCAUGUUGCAAGGAAUUUGUACUAUGUCUCAGUUCAACAGAAAUGGUGAAGAUCAUUGGUUGGGAAUCA